CCAUUCACUACUGUGUCAAACGGAGUUCUCUACGACCUCCAUGGCAGCAGACUCAUGGACGGAGAAGGUCUUAACGAAGACCCUGCUCAAGAGCAUCACCCUGUCAGAUAUUGCCAUCUCCAUCGCCGGACUCUUCGUCUUCAGCUCUGUCAUGAACAGGCUGUCCUCCAAAGGCUUCAUGCAGUGGCCUUUGCUGGGCUGCCUCCCUUCUCUCUCCCUUCACUUGCAUGAAAUCUUCGAAUACAUCACCAAGACCCUCUCGGAGGCAGGUGGAACCUUCCCCUACAGGGGCCUAUGGAAGAGCGGUGCGUUCGGGUUCAUCACAAUGGACCCAGCCAACGUCGAGCACAUGCUGAAGACCAACUUCAAGAACUACCCCAAGGGGAAGUACUAUAGAGAGAGGUUCUCCGAGCUGCUCGGCGACGGCAUCUUCAACGCCGACGACGAGAUGUGGAAGGUGCAGAGGAGGGCGGCGAGCGGAGAGAUGCAUUCGGCGAGGUUCGUGGAGUACUCGGCCAAGACCAUCGAGGAACUGACGCACAACAAGCUCAUCAAGCUCGCCGAGAAGCUCAGCAGGGACGGCCGGAGCGUCGACCUGCAGGACAUGUUCCUCCGCUUCACGUUCGAUAAUAUAUGCAUGGCAGCGUUAGGUGUCGACCUGGAAUGCCUCAACAUCGAGCUCCCUGAGGUGCCCUUUGCGCGAGCGUUCGAGCAAGCGACAGAGUACUCUCUGUUCAGGUUCACGGUUCCACCCUUCGUCUGGAAGGUAAUGAGGUACUUACAGGUCGGCUCAGAGAGACAGCUGAGGGCAGCAGUCGAGGUCGUCCAUGAAUUUGCGGAGAAGACGGUAUUGAGUCGACGGAUGGAGCGGAAGAAGCUCGGUGGGCUGAGCCAUCGGUCGGAACUCUUAUCAAACCUCAUGGAGGCCAAUACCCAUCUCUAUUCCGACAAGUUCUUAAGGGAUUUCUGCAUAAGCUUUAUCCUUGCCGGCAGAGACACCAGCUCCGUCGCACUGGCAUGGUUCUUCUGGCUCCUUAACAAAAACCCAGAUGUAGAAAGCAAAAUCCUUGAUGAACUAGUGGCGAUUCUAAAGCAGAGAGUCAAUCUUGGUCUGGUGGAUGCCAAGAGUGUAGUCUUCACAACAAAUGAAUUGAAGAAGAUGGAAUACCUGCAGGCUGCAUUGUCAGAGUCUCUGAGACUGUACCCCUCGGUUCCCAUAGACUUCAAGGAAGCACUGAACGAUGAUGUUCUCCCGGACGGGAACAAAAUAAAGAAAGGUGCAAGGAUUUUCUAUUGCAUAUACUCGAUGGGCAGGAUGGAAUCGAUAUGGGGAAAGGACUGUAGGGAGUUCAAUCCGGGGAGGUGGAUCAAGGAAGGGAAGUUCGUGAGUGAAAGCCAGUUCAAAUAUGCUGUAUUCAAUGCAGGGCCGAGGCUGUGCUUAGGGAAGAAGUUUGCCUACCACCAGAUGAAGAUGGUGGCUGCUUCCCUUCUGAUGAGAUACUCAGUCUGUGUUGUUAAGGACCAUCCUGUGGAGCCCAAAUUGACUACUACCCUCUACAUGAAGCAUGGACUCAAAGUCUGGUUCAAACCAAGGCUAGAGUUGCCACAGCUCCAGGCAUCAUGAUCGAUUGCAUUUUGCAAAGUGUGAUGGGUGGUGUUGCUUCAAUUAUCUGCAAUCUUGCAGUUCGCAUUCAUUACAGAAGUUGCGUGUUUGGGUUUUGUUUCUGUAGAUUGAUUUACUUAUUGUUAUGUCUGGUCAUAUGCCCGUGCUUAUAUUAUCACAUACAUUAUGCACAUAUGGUAUAUGAAUUUUCCAUGAACAGAAAUUUAUACUGUUCUAGUCCCGCCU
This is a messenger RNA of Nymphaea colorata (pocket water lily), 1849 nucleotides long. Its product is annotated as cytochrome P450 86B1-like. The record is from RefSeq and is a predicted model, not a curated record. The coding region runs from base 41 to 1624 and encodes 527 amino acids. The transcript is spliced from 2 exons. Lineage: Eukaryota; Viridiplantae; Streptophyta; Magnoliopsida; Nymphaeales; Nymphaeaceae. Gene Ontology annotation, molecular function: heme binding; oxidoreductase activity, acting on paired donors, with incorporation or reduction of molecular oxygen; iron ion binding.